Molecule: messenger RNA, 4691 nt
Organism: Mus caroli (Ryukyu mouse)
Lineage: Eukaryota; Metazoa; Chordata; Mammalia; Rodentia; Muridae
Source: RefSeq, a predicted model, not a curated record
AUGGGUCAUAGGUUUGUUUUGGCAGCAGGAUGGCAUCAUGGCAACUUCAGCAGUUUGGAUUGCUAGGCAGCUGGAAACCAUGGCCAAAAUGGAGGUGAAAUCCUCACUUCUGGACAAUAUGAUCGGUGUUGGAGAUAUGGUUCUUUUAGAGCCGCUCAAUGAGGAGACGUUCAUCGACAACCUGAAGAAGCGCUUCGACCACAAUGAGAUAUAUACAUACAUUGGGAGCGUGGUUAUAUCUGUUAACCCCUACCGGUCCUUGCCCAUUUAUUCGCCGGAGAAAGUGGAAGAUUACAGAAAUAGAAACUUCUAUGAACUGAGCCCUCACAUCUUUGCUUUGUCGGAUGAAGCAUACAGAUCCCUCCGUGAUCAAGAUAAAGAUCAAUGCAUUCUCAUUACUGGGGAGAGUGGAGCAGGAAAAACAGAGGCCAGCAAGCUUGUCAUGUCCUAUGUCGCUGCAGUGUGCGGAAAAGGAGCAGAAGUUAAUCAGGUCAAGGAACAGCUUCUCCAGUCCAACCCUGUCCUGGAAGCUUUUGGAAAUGCCAAGACUGUGAGGAAUGACAACUCAUCUAGAUUCGGCAAAUACAUGGAUAUUGAAUUUGACUUUAAAGGCGAUCCGCUGGGAGGAGUGAUAAGUAACUAUCUUUUAGAGAAAUCUCGUGUUGUUAAGCAGCCAAGAGGUGAAAGAAACUUCCAUGUGUUCUAUCAGCUGCUCUCAGGCGCCUCUGAGGAGCUCCUCUACAAGCUUAAACUGGAGCGGGAUUUCAGCAGAUACAACUAUCUGAGUCUGGACUCUGCCAAAGUUAAUGGUGUGGAUGAUGCUGCCAAUUUCAGAACUGUUAGGAAUGCUAUGCAGAUCGUGGGCUUUCAGGAUCAUGAGGCCGAGGCUGUCCUGGAGGUAGUGGCAGCCGUUUUGAAACUGGGGAACAUCGAGUUCAAGCCUGAAUCACGAGUGAAUGGUUUGGAUGAAAGCAAAAUCAAAGAUAAAAAUGAGUUAAAAGAAAUUUGCGAGUUGACCAGCAUCGAUCAGGUGGUUUUAGAAAGAGCAUUCAGUUUCCGAACAGUUGAAGCAAAGCAGGAGAAAGUUUCAACCACGCUGAAUGUGGCUCAGGCUUAUUAUGCCCGUGAUGCCCUGGCUAAAAACCUCUACAGCCGGUUGUUUUCAUGGUUGGUAAAUCGUAUCAACGAAAGCAUUAAGGCACAAACAAAAGUGAGAAAGAAGGUCAUGGGUGUUCUGGACAUUUAUGGCUUUGAAAUAUUUGAGGAUAACAGCUUCGAGCAGUUUAUUAUUAACUAUUGUAAUGAAAAGCUUCAACAAAUCUUCAUCGAACUUACCCUCAAAGAAGAGCAAGAGGAAUAUAUUCGGGAGGACAUAGAAUGGACUCACAUUGACUACUUCAACAAUGCUAUCAUUUGUGACCUAAUAGAAAAUAACACAAAUGGAAUCUUGGCCAUGCUGGAUGAAGAGUGCCUGAGACCCGGCACUGUUACAGAUGAGACCUUCCUGGAAAAGCUGAACCAAGUGUGUGCCACCCACCAGCACUUUGAGAGCAGGAUGAGCAAGUGUUCCCGCUUUCUCAACGACACAACCCUGCCCCACAGCUGCUUCAGAAUCCAGCAUUACGCUGGCAAGGUGCUCUACCAGGUGGAAGGAUUUGUUGACAAGAACAAUGACCUUCUGUACCGGGACCUGUCUCAAGCCAUGUGGAAGGCUGGCCACUCCCUCAUCAAGUCUCUGUUUCCUGAAGGAAAUCCUGCAAAGGUCAACCUGAAGAGACCUCCCACCGCAGGCUCCCAGUUCAAGGCGUCUGUGGCCACGCUGAUGAGAAACCUGCAGACCAAGAACCCGAACUACAUCAGGUGCAUCAAGCCAAAUGAUAAAAAGGCGGCUCACAUUUUCAAUGAGAGUCUCGUAUGCCAUCAGAUCAGGUACCUGGGUCUUUUGGAGAACGUUCGAGUGAGACGGGCAGGCUAUGCCUUCAGGCAGGCCUAUGAACCUUGCCUGGAAAGAUACAAGAUGCUUUGCAAACAAACGUGGCCUCACUGGAAGGGUCCAGCAAGGUCUGGCGUGGAGGUUCUGUUUAAUGAGCUAGAGAUUCCUAUGGAAGAGUACUCCUUCGGGAGAUCCAAGAUAUUCAUCCGAAACCCACGGACAUUAUUCCAACUUGAAGACCUAAGGAAGCAGCGGCUGGAGGACCUGGCCACUCUCAUUCAGAAGAUUUAUCGAGGAUGGAAAUGUCGUACACAUUUUCUGCUCAUGAAAAGAAGCCAAGUUGUGAUUGCUGCCUGGUACAGGAGAUAUGCGCAACAAAAGCGGUAUCAGCAGAUAAAGAGUUCAGCCCUGGUGAUUCAGUCGUACAUCCGGGGCUGGAAGGCUCGAAAAAUUCUGCGGGAGCUGAAGCAUCAGAAGCGCUGUAAGGAGGCAGCUACCACCAUCGCGGCGUACUGGCAUGGCACCCAGGCGCGAAGGGAGCUGAGACGGCUGAAGGACGAGGCUAGGAAUAAGCACGCUAUUGCAGUUAUUUGGGCUUACUGGCUUGGAUCGAAGGCACGGAGGGAGUUGAAACGCUUGAAGGAGGAGGCUAGGCGUAAGCAUGCAGUUGCUGUGAUUUGGGCUUACUGGCUUGGACUGAAGGUACGCAGGGAAUACAGGAAAUUCUUUAGAGCAAAUGCUGGAAAGAAAAUCUAUGAGUUUACACUUCAAAGAAUUGUGCAAAAAUACUUGUUGGAAAUGAAAAAUAAAAUGCCUUCCUUGUCACCGAUAGAUAAAAAUUGGCCAUCAAGACCUUACCUGUUCUUGGAUUCGACUCACAAGGAGCUAAAAAGGAUCUUCCACUUGUGGAGGUGUAAAAAAUACAGGGAUCAAUUCACAGACCAGCAGAAACUUAUUUAUGAAGAGAAGCUCGAGGCCAGUGAACUCUUCAAAGACAAGAAGGCUUUAUAUCCUUCUAGUGUUGGGCAACCAUUCCAAGGAGCUUACCUGGAAAUCAACAAGAACCCAAAAUAUAAGAAACUCAAAGAUGCCAUUGAAGAGAAGAUCAUUAUUGCUGAGGUUGUGAACAAAAUUAAUCGGGCUAAUGGGAAGAGUACAUCUCGGAUUUUCCUCUUAACAAACAAUAACCUUCUCCUUGCUGACCAAAAGUCUGGGCAGAUCAAGUCCGAGGUCCCCCUGGUGGAUGUGACCAAGGUCUCCAUGAGUUCCCAGAACGAUGGUUUCUUUGCAGUGCACCUCAAGGAGGGUUCAGAAGCGGCUAGUAAAGGGGACUUUCUCUUCAGCAGUGACCACCUGAUUGAAAUGGCAACCAAGCUGUAUCGCACGACUCUCAGCCAAACUAAACAGAAGCUCAACAUCGAGAUUUCCGAUGAGUUCCUGGUACAGUUCAGACAGGACAAAGUAUGUGUGAAGUUUAUUCAAGGCAACCAGAAAAAUGGGAGCGUGCCAACCUGCAAACGAAAGAACAACAGACUCCUUGAAGUCGCUGUCCCUUAAGUGAGGCUUCCUCUCUGCUCUCACGGACUUGUUUCCUCGUAACAGUGCAAUUUUACUUUGUUUUAUUUGGGGUUCACUGUAUGUUUGGGAAUUGCCAAAGGCUAACUGCUAGCGUCCUCUUGGCACAAUUAAAAGUAUUUGACUAAUGAGUUUUAAUUAUCAGAAUAGUUCAUUCCUAAGUCCACAUUCUGUCCUGGGCAGAAUUAUAGAAAUUAACAGUGUCUGUCUCCAUGGUUUAUGUGUUUUCUCCUUAGUUACCUAGACUUGUGUACCCUAAACCCACAUAUUACCCAUAAAUCACUAGUACAUGUCAGCAUAGGAGGGGAGCUAACAGUCAGUUAUCAGAUAUUUAUUGAAUGCCUACUUUUUGCUGGGCCCUGUGCUGAACUUAUUCGGAGAUUUCUAUUUUUAAAGCUGUUGCCUUCUGGCUGAUUUGUGCUGUCGAAGCAACAGCUAAGAAGGUUGAAGAGAUUGGGGCAAAUGAGACAAUAAAUGACGGCCACUGGUAGGAACCCGGUAGUGUGACAUAAACAGUACACCCACUGAGAAGUAGAGGUCCUGGGUGGAUUGGAGAUAGGUAAUUGGGUAGAAUACUCCUGAGAGGUUUGGAGAUAGAUGAUUGGGUGGAAUUCCUCUGUUUUUGUUUGUUUGUUUGUUUGUUUGUUUUUCAUAAAUCUAUUUGAAAAAGAGAUAACCAACAUUUAAACAUACACAUUUAUUGGUUCAGAUCCAUUUUCACUCUAGAAAAAGUAACGGAAGCAGGGCUGUAGAAUGCUUUGUUCCUGUUCCAGAGAAGCAUGAGAUAGGACCCUGGAUGUCCACAGUGUAUCCACCCAGAGUCAUUAGCUUUUGAAACUGCAUGAUAAGAAGAGGCUGAGAGCCGUUCAGACUGGCAGAUCUUCUCUUUGAUGUGCAAUAAAACAUCCAAGAUCACUUUUGAAAGUUUUAUUUAUAAUAUGCAUUUUUGGUAUGAGAGAGCUGAUUGGUACAAGGUGUGUAUUUUAGUCAGAUCAAAAUUAAGUUAGAAUUAGUUUUCAGGGCUUUUUGGUUUUGUUUUUUUUUUUUUCCUUCAAAAUUAACAAUAAGGAUUCAUUUUGGAAACCACAUUUUAAACUCUGGAAUUAAAUUGUUUCUUAUUUGGGAGGAUAAUGUAAAUACAUUGGGAUUAUGUUAAUAAUAAAAUUGUUCUAAUUUGGUGCCA